Molecule: messenger RNA, 5743 nt
Organism: Drosophila rhopaloa
Lineage: Eukaryota; Metazoa; Arthropoda; Insecta; Diptera; Drosophilidae
Product: neuroligin-3
Exons: 12
Coding region: 715-4761 (1348 amino acids)
Biological process (GO): presynaptic membrane assembly; chemical synaptic transmission; synaptic vesicle endocytosis
Cellular component (GO): cell surface; postsynaptic membrane; synapse
Molecular function (GO): signaling receptor activity; neurexin family protein binding
Source: RefSeq, a predicted model, not a curated record
UCGCGUCGGUUGUAGAUCGCUCCCGUGCUCGUGUCGGUUGUUAAGGGGAAAAACUCAUGCCAAGCCAAACGCAGUGAAAUAAAUCUUGUGCGUGAUCCAAAAAUAACGCCCAGAAAAUAUCUGCAAAGGGGGACAAAAACAGAGCGCGUGCCAAGUGCUCAAGUAGAAAUGUUUACGCGCAGAAGGCACCAAAGUUAAUCAGUUCAAAAAAGAAAAGUCGCUGUAGAAUGAUUUAUUUUAAGUGUGGUGCAAUCGUUACCAAAUGAAAAUAAUCGAAAAGUCUUCGAUUUAUUUGUGCAAAUCCACACAAAGUGACAAACGAAAAUAGAGCCUCUGCCAAAAUUGUUUUAGGCAUCUAUCGGCCAGAUCAAAGAUACAACAAAUUGCGAGUGAAACUUUUGUAGGAAAUCAAAUUAAAUACAGAAAAACUGGACGAAGGAGAAUGCUAAACACUGCAAGUAAAGAAUCUGUUGGAACUAUUUAAGGCGCUCAAAGUUAAUCCAUGUAAAUACAGAGUCCAGAAAAUGUGAGCGGUUCGGCUGGUCAAAACAAGAAAGGAAAACAGCGGGAUCCGAAAAAGAAACAAUUAACCAAACUGAAAAGACAAACACGGGCGGAAUGUGAAAAGUUUGGCAAAAGCGGAGUGUAAGACUAUAAUUAGAAUUGAAAACAGCCGAGAACAACAGGAAAGUCCCGGAGGCGUAAACCAAAGCCAUGAAGUUCCGUUUGGCAGCAUUUUGGCUAUUUCUGCUGACAGUUGGCGGCAAUCACAAGCAAUUAAGCCACGUUCGCACGUGGGGCGUGGCGGCCGAAAGGCAGCUGCACAAAGGAAAUGAACUGGAAAACGCAAUGAAAUUGCGUGAAACCUCAAAGCAAACGCGGCUUAUCGGGGACAUCACGACGACCAUUCAGCCGGAUCCGGGCAGAUCAAUUGGCCAUCAGGCUCUGCGACGUACCAAGGCCCCGCCGCCCGAUUUGGAGCUGCACUUCAGGCAGAGCGUGGCCCAGCUGUUCGCCAGUGAUGGAACCAGUGGCCAUGGAGCUGGCACUGACAUCCCCUCGGCCGCAAUUUCGGCCACCGACGCGGGCCGCGGUGAGGCGACAACCACUCAUCACCCGGGGCGGCGACAUGUGGUGCCCGAUAAGCUCCAGUACACCAAGGAGAUCCUGGUGAAGCAGGGGCGCCUCAUGGGCAUCACGCGUCGCUUCCAGGUGACCAGCAAACUGCGCCAGGUGGACCAGUUCCUGGGGCUGCCCUACGCGGAGGCUCCCACGGGCAAUCGACGCUUCAUGCCGCCGGGUGCCCCUUUGCCGUGGCAGGGCCUGAAGAUUGCGCGCCAUCUUCCGCCGGUAUGUCCACAAAAGUUGCCCGAUCUCUCUCCCCACGGUAGCGAGAAUAUGUCUCGCGGUCGCCAUAAGCACCUGAGUCGCCUGAUGCCCUACCUGCGGACCGAGAGCGAGGACUGUCUGUAUCUCAAUCUGUAUGUGCCACACGAUGAGCCCCAGAGUACCCCUAUGCAAUACGCAGUCCUGGUUUAUCUGCAUGGCGAGUCCUUCGAGUGGAACAGUGGCAACCCCUACGAUGGCUCCGUGUUGUCCAGUUAUGGGGAUGUGAUUGUGGUCACCGUCAACUACCGAUUGGGAGCGUUGGGUUUCCUGAGGCCCAGCAUCGAUGCGCAUAAUAUAGCGAACUACGCCCUGCUCGAUCAGAUUGCGGCGUUGCACUGGAUCAAGGAGAACAUUGGCGCAUUCGGCGGCGACAACUCACGUGUCACUCUAAUGGGACACAGUACAGGGGCGGCGUGCGUCAAUUACCUAAUGGUUUCCCCGGUGGCCUCAGGCCUCUUCCACCGGGCCAUCCUUAUGUCCGGAUCGGCGAUGUCCGACUGGGCCGCCAGCAAUCAGUCGCUGCAAUUGACCAUGCAAAUCGCCCAUGCCCUCGACUGUCCGCUCAAUGAGCACGUGGAGGCGGAGGACGAUGAUGUCCUGCUCGACUGUUUGCGCCAUCGUCGCUACCAGGAUAUCUUGCACAUACCAACAGCGCUCACACAAUUUUCAACAUCAUUGGGUCCAAUUGUCGAUGGACAUGUAAUACCAAAUCAACCGUACAAGGUCAUGGGGCAUUAUACGGAGCACUUCAGCCGUUAUGAUUUAUUAUUCGGCAUCACGGAGUCAGAAUCCUAUCACACACUGGCCGCAUUAGCACUCGAGGAAGGAUUACGUGAAAAUGAACGCGAUAAUUUACUGCGCUUCUAUAUGCAGAGCCGCUUUGAUGUACGCCCCGAUUUGGCAUUGGCUGCCACGCUAAAGAAAUACCAGGACAUGUACAACAAUCCGAUUAAGGCCACUAAUUUGGAGCAUCGUGACGUGGUCCUGGACAUACUGUCCGAUGCCCGAGUUGUGGGUCCGCUGCUGCAGACGGGGAUGUUCCACGCGGAUGUCAAUCGGCGCAAUUAUAUGUACGUAUUCGGCCAUAACAGCGCGACGGGACCGUAUGCCCACUUACCGCAUAGCAUUAUGGGCGAGGAAUUGGCGUUCGUCUUCGGGGCUCCUUUGGCUCCCGCAGGUCCUUUUCCCAGCGGCAACUACACGGUGCAGGAAAAGCUGCUAUCCGAGGCGGUAAUGGCAUAUUGGACGAAUUUCGUAAAGACCGGCAACCCGAAAGCACCAUGGAAGGGUACCUUCCUCAACUCACAUGCCCUCGAGUGGGAUCGCUACGAUCUGGACUGGCCGGAGUUUAAUAGGAGGGCUCAGGCAUACCUUAACAUUGGUAUUCCGCCGACGGUGGGCUACAAGUACCGUCAGAUUUACAUGAAUUUCUGGAACAAAGAGCUGCCCGACGAGCUGAACCAGAUUGCGGCCAUCCAGGAGCAGCUGCACGGCCCCGGUCAGGAGGUGAUUACGGGCCACAUGAGCAAGUACGGGCCCAGGGACCACGGAGCGGAGGACCCGGUGCGGACGCUGAAGCUGCUUCUCCAGGAGCCCAGUCUCGCAGGCCCGACUCAGAGUGGCGAGUCCACGGAGGCGGCGGCGGAGAACAUGUACAAUGCCCCGCCCACUUUCGGACAUGUCCACAAGGUGCAGGGAGGGAGUGACUUCGAGGACUCGGUGACCUCCACAAAUCCACUGGAGAGCGGAGAGGCUCGGCAGCAGUCGCCGCCCGAGACGGUGGCCAAAUCGGAGGCCACGACGCAGCUCCUGAUCGCCCUAAUAACCAUAAUUAUAGUUCUCAAUCUGUUGAUUUACGGAACCUUCCUCUUGCGUCAGCGCCGCCGAAGGGCUAAGGCCCUGCCCUUCCCCGCUCCCAAGUUGGGCGGAACCAUCCUCAGCUACGAUGGGGCCAACGAUGAGGAGCUGAAGAGGUGCAGCAAGUCCCGCGACGGAGACGACAGCUUUGUCCUGGAAAUGAGCAGGAAGUCAAACACCUACGAGGCCAUCAAGACGGGUCAGAGGUCACUCAGCUGCUCCACGGUGGACACCCACACCAAGGUCUGCGAGUGGAUGUCCGGCCAGGAGGCCCCGAAGUCGGGUAGCUUCAACACGGCCACGCCCCCUCCCCAGCCCCUGUUUUCCGAUGGCCGGCUGAUCAUUUGCCAGGAUAUAGAGGUGGCCGAUGCGGCGUUGCUCAUCCCGCAGCACAUGCACGAGCCGCAGCACUACGAGAUGUUGUUGCAGAGGCAGCACUCGGCACUCACCGAACCCAGUGACGACAUCCUCCAGCAGCAGCAUCCGCUGAGGGAGCACCCGCACCCCCACUCCGAUCCGGUGGACAUGAUCCUGGCGGCCGACGAGCAGGUCACCAGCUUCGUCCAUGCCGACGACGUGGACAUCAACGUGACGAGCAGGGACGAUUCGGACGGCCUGGCGGUCAUUCCGCUAACAGCCGCCCAGCAGCUAGCGCUUCUGCGGCAGCGCAACUGUCCCAAGGUCCUGCCCACGGAACAGGACUUGGCUGGCAGCAGCUACAAGCGCAACUCCCUGCCGCCGCAGAACUUCAACGCCCCUCUGCCGCCGCCGAGAACCAUUAGCAACACUUUGGGCAGGAGGCGGAGGGACAGCAGCAAUGUGACCACCUCCCCCCUGCAGGUGGCCAGGGACUGUGGGGCCGAGGACGAGGACCUGAAGGAGCCCCAAAUCUCUCAGAACACUCUCAUCGUGGGACCCAUUGUGCCCAAGUCGCCGGCCUCCAGUCUGAAACGAGCCAAGAGAAUGCAGGAGGCGGCAGCGAUGACGGCGCUCAGCGGAUCCUUUCAGUCCUUCGAGUCGGUGCCCCCGGCCCACGAGACCACGCCCCCUCAGGGCGAGCGGACCGAGUGCAUUUACGCAAUCAAGGCCAGUCCUGCAAGUUGCAGCUGGGCCGCGCCCAACGGCGAUUUGUACGCGCAGCCCAUGAAGUCGCCCUCGAGGACCUCCCUCAUCCCCAGACCCACCAAGCAGGCCGAUUCCCUUCCGGGAGGAGCAGCUGGGGAGCCUCCUGGAGCAACAGCACCGGCCGCAGCAAGCCGCAUACCUCAAUUGCAACGGCAGGCUUCCGGCAAGGAUUUGCAGACAGCAAUGGCAACGGGUACGGCCACGGCAACGGAAAGCACCGCAAAUCCCCUGGGAUGCCAGCAGCGAACCGACUCCACAAUAUCAUCGGGUUCGUCGGCAUCCCAGGCCUCGACCACCGACUCGUCCUCCUCCUCGUCGACUGGAACCGUACGCACCGAGCUGCUGCAGUUCCAGCCGCCGCCCGGCAGAAGUAUUACGACCAAUAUAUAGAAACACCAGGGAGCGGCUGCCAAGAAGUCCUUCAGGACCUCCCGCCGAGCCCGCAAUGCGGCGACAGACAGCUGCCUGCCAAGUCGCCAACAAUCGUUGUCGGCAUCCCAUCUCGCUGGUUUCCUCUGGCCCGGAAUUUUAUGGGGCCUGCGUAAAUUUAAUAAUACAUUUUGGUGUAAAGUUUAUCUUUGACUUGGCGGCAUUGCUCGUGGUUAGAACUCCGACUGUGGCCUUCUAGCUUUUCUGCAGAGUUUCCAGGAAACUUUCUGCCGGCGUAAAUUAGUUAGGAAAAUUGCAGUGGAGGUUUCCCUAGAGAUUACAGCGAAGGUUCGCCAUAUCAAUAUAAGCAGCGAUUCCCGUAAAGAAAACUAAUUUUCUUGAGAAUAUUACCGCUUUAACGAGUUGCUUGUAACUAUUUACAAAACACAUUAAGUAGUUUGAUGUCCAUUUUCCUAAACUUUUAUCAACUUAGAUACCAAUAUAAUCGAUUGGUCAUUUUGAAAAAUAUAUUUUGUUAAUUUAAGCUCAGUUAAGCAUAUUAGUUUGUACAUAAAACGAAAGGAGAAUGUAUACAUAAAUUAAUGUUUUGUCUUGGCAAAAUAAAUAAUUCUUAAGGUGAAGGCAAAAUUUUGAAAAUAUCUAAAUUUAGAAGUAAAUAUAAAAUGGGUUUCACCAAUAGUUUCAGCUGCUUUUUAUGUUAUGCAAAGUAUGCCAAUAUUAGCAACAGUAUUUACAAAUAUCGCUAGAUGAAUAUUAAUAGUUUUAAACAAAAGCUAAAUAUUUUGAGGAUGUCAGUUUAUCGUUACUGAUAAUUAAAUCCAAAGAAAACAGGGACAAACAAAACGGUUUUUGAAUUGUACUGAAAUCCGAAUGUCAAGUAUUAUAAGAUAAAUAAUUAAGUCCUUUAUAUUUAAUGUUAGUUUAACCAUAUGCUUACAUAAACACAUAAACACUUACUCAAAAAUAUAGUGGAAUAAAAAAA